This is a messenger RNA of Prunus armeniaca (apricot), 1260 nucleotides long. The record is from the annotation of a GenBank genome assembly. NCBI's taxonomy places the organism in Eukaryota, Viridiplantae, Streptophyta, Magnoliopsida, Rosales, Rosaceae.
AUGGGUGAGGAGACAUCUGACGCAAUGAACCUUGACCUGAAUCUGGGUCCUGGUCCCGAGCCAGCAUCUGCGUCAAAUGAGCCUGUAAAUUUGGAUGCUUGGAUUGAAGCACCUAUCCACAGAAUUGCGGAACCUGUGGGCAUUAGGGCCCGACAUUGGAGAUGGGCGCACCCUGAAGGGCAAAACAUUUCCAUGGAGUUGAAUCAAUUGAUGGUCAACUCUGGUAAUUCAAGUACAUUACAAGCAGGUGAGGGUAGUGUUACCGCAGAAGAAAGAACAAGUGACGUGCCCAAAUCGUGUGAAAAUAACAAUGGGGUUUCAGAAAAUGAGACUUCAGACAAUAAGGAUGAUGUUGAAAAGGGUAGUGGCAAUGAUGGGAGUUUUUUCGAUUGUAAUAUUUGUUUGGACUUGGCUAGGGACCCUGUUGUAACUUGUUGUGGUCAUUUGUUUUGUUGGCCAUGCCUUUACCGAUGGUUACAUGUGCAUUCAGAUGCAAAGGAGUGUCCAGUUUGUAAGGGAGAGGUAACUAUCAAGAAUGUGACCCCAAUUUAUGGUCAUGGGAACACUAUGCGUGAGCCAGAUGACGACUCAAAGAUCCCUCUUAGGCCUCAAGCGCGGCGGGUUGAAAGUCUGAGACAAACCAUUCAGAGGAGUGCAUUUAAUUUUCCAGUUGAGGAGAUGAUUCGCCGUCUAGGAAAUAGAUUUGAUUUGACUCGGGAUAUUGUUCAGCCACUGGAGCCUGAGAAUGCCCGGGAAACAGCAGAAAGAACUAGUACUUUGUUAAAUAGGAUUCUGACAUCUCGAGGACUGCGCAGAGAGCAAAAUCCAGUGGCACUUGCAGAUGAUGUUGUGGAUUUAACACAAGGCAGCAUGACUGGCCUUGAAACAGGAGAAAACCGCCGGCUUCAGUCAUUGCUACUUCGAAGAUCACAAUCUCAUAGAGCAGCAUUUUCUUCUUUCUCGUCUGCAUUGAGUUCUGCUGAAAGGUUAGUUGAGGCAUAUUUCCGCAGCCAUCCUACAUCGACAGGUAGAAAUCAAGAGCAGCAGCAGCAGCAGCAGCCUGCACCAGUUGAUGAUAGAGAUUCUUUCUCAAGUAUCGCAGCUGUUAUAAAUUCAGAGAGUCAACUGGACACAGCUGUGGAAAUUGAUUCCAUGGUUUCCCUCUCAACUUCAUCUUCGAGAAGAAGAAAUGAUGCGUCAAGGGUUUCGGACAUGGACAGUGGAGAUUCUCGUGCCCCAAGAAGGAGAAGAUUGAACUGA